GUUUAGUUUGAGAUUAAAAACUUCAAAAAUUUAAAUUCGCAGUUAUAAGUUUUGGAUUUAAUCCUUUAUUUUAGAUGAUGAAAGCAGACAUAAUUGAAUCGAGUCAAAAAAGAGACUAUCAAGAUCCACAAGAACGACAAAAGUUAUUGGAGUUAUUGGUAUCAAAAGGAAAAUGCGAAAGCAUGAAGAAUUGUUCGUCUGUGCCUGAUAUUUCAAGCGCAACAAGAAACGAGAUUAUCAAGUUGUGUCAAAAUCUUGAUGAUAAAAAUGAAUCCGAAAACUCGUCAGCAUCACUUAACAAAAGAUGUCCGAAAUUCCCAAGACAUGAUAUAACAAAUGAAACCGGAAACCAUCAAACAACUCUUCUGCCAGCUUCCGAUAAUCAGCGACCAAAGUCAAAAGGCUUAGGAUGUCAUGGCAACAGCGACGAUUGCUAUGAAAAGAAGAUGUUUAAGUUUCCCUACAUCAACCCAUUAACUUCAAAAGCACCACCACUAAGGCCAAAGUCUUAUAAUUACGAAUCAACUGCAUAUCGAGAUGAAAUUGGUACACCAGCCAAUCUUGUUUUUAAGUACAAUCUUCAUGAACACUCAAAAUGCGGCAAAAGUGGCAAAAAAUGUGCACAUCUUAUCGGAAGACUUUCAGCUUCCAAACAAGCUUAA
Molecule: messenger RNA, 662 nt
Organism: Clunio marinus
Lineage: Eukaryota; Metazoa; Arthropoda; Insecta; Diptera; Chironomidae
Source: the annotation of a GenBank genome assembly